AUGGAAGUGGGUGGGGUCGUGGUAAAACGUGCUUGUUUUCUUCAGAUUGUGACACCAAGAACUUUGAGAUGUGUUAGUCAGACUGUAGAUGAAGCACUCAUGCACGAUGCACCCCACCUUUCCCAAGAUGAUAGCUUUUAUAUUGAUCAUGUGAGUGUUUUCAUGAGAAUUGAUAUCGGGUGUAGGCCCAAUAAGAAGAGGUAUCCUGUAAAGGACGCACUGGACUGA
Molecule: messenger RNA, 228 nt
Organism: Sphenostylis stenocarpa
Lineage: Eukaryota; Viridiplantae; Streptophyta; Magnoliopsida; Fabales; Fabaceae
Source: the annotation of a GenBank genome assembly